AUGGAUACUACUGGUAGUAUGGGGCCAUAUAUUGACAUGGCCAAAGAAAUAGCUAUUGGUAUUGUUAAUGCUCAUCAAUCAUUGGAAUAUAAACUGAGCAGUUAUAUUUUAUCACCUUUUAACGAUCCAACAAAUGGAUUACUUAUGAUCAGUCUUCAUCCUUUAAAUUUCACAAAUAAAAUAAAUAAACUGAUACCUUACGAUGGUGGCGAUACACCGAAACUAUAUUACCAUAGGAUUCUUGGUGCACUCAAAGCUGUGAAGUAG
Messenger RNA from Rotaria sp. Silwood1, 267 nucleotides. The record is from the annotation of a GenBank genome assembly. NCBI's taxonomy places the organism in Eukaryota, Metazoa, Rotifera, Eurotatoria, Philodinida, Philodinidae.